This is a messenger RNA of Nicotiana tabacum (common tobacco), 2384 nucleotides long. Its product is annotated as heat shock cognate protein 80. Gene Ontology annotation, molecular function: ATP-dependent protein folding chaperone; ATP hydrolysis activity; ATP binding. Lineage: Eukaryota; Viridiplantae; Streptophyta; Magnoliopsida; Solanales; Solanaceae. Gene Ontology annotation, biological process: protein folding. The record is from RefSeq and is a predicted model, not a curated record.
AUAAUAAAUCCUCACUUGCUUUCGAGUACUCUCUGUGUUCACUUCGCCUGCAAUUUCUUCGUAGUAGCAAACAGCCGGAGAGAUCUACGACGAUGGCGGAUACAGAGACGUUUGCAUUCCAAGCUGAGAUCAAUCAGCUUCUCAGUCUUAUUAUCAACACUUUCUACAGCAACAAGGAGAUCUUUCUCCGUGAACUCAUUAGUAAUUCUUCCGAUGCUCUGGACAAGAUCCGUUUUGAGAGCUUGACUGACAAGAGCAAGCUAGAUGCUCAACCUGAGCUCUUCAUCCAUAUUAUUCCAGACAAGACCAACAAUUCACUGACUAUCAUUGACAGUGGUAUUGGCAUGACAAAGGCUGAUCUGGUGAACAACCUGGGUACAAUUGCGAGGUCAGGAACUAAGGAAUUCAUGGAAGCUCUUGCAGCUGGUGCUGAUGUUAGCAUGAUUGGGCAAUUUGGUGUUGGUUUCUACUCUGCUUACUUGGUAGCUGAGAAGGUUAUUGUGACCACAAAGCACAAUGAUGAUGAGCAAUAUGUCUGGGAAUCUCAAGCUGGUGGUUCUUUCACUGUUACCAGGGAUACAUCCGGUGAGAACCUUGGUAGGGGUACAAAAAUUACCCUCUUUCUCAAGGAGGAUCAACUUGAAUACCUUGAAGAACGUAGGCUCAAGGACCUGAUUAAGAAGCACUCUGAGUUCAUCAGCUACCCAAUCUCUUUGUGGGUUGAGAAGACCAUAGAAAAGGAAAUCUCUGAUGAUGAGGAGGAAGAGGAGAAGAAAGAUGAGGAAGGUAAGGUAGAGGAGGUUGACGAAGAAAAAGAGAAGGAAGAAAAGAAAAAGAAGAAGGUUAAAGAAGUUUCUAAUGAGUGGUCAUUGGUGAACAAGCAGAAGCCCAUUUGGAUGAGGAAGCCUGACGAGAUCACAAAGGAAGAGUAUGCCGCUUUCUAUAAGAGCUUGACUAACGACUGGGAGGAGCAUUUGGCUGUGAAGCACUUCUCUGUCGAGGGCCAAUUGGAGUUCAAGGCCAUCCUUUUUGUUCCAAAAAGAGCUCCUUUUGAUCUCUUCGACACAAGGAAGAAGCCCAAUAAUAUCAAGCUGUAUGUGCGUCGUGUGUUCAUUAUGGACAACUGUGAGGAGUUGAUUCCUGAAUAUUUGAGCUUUGUGAAGGGUAUUGUGGAUUCUGAGGACCUUCCUCUUAACAUCUCCAGAGAGAUGUUGCAGCAGAACAAGAUCCUGAAGGUUAUUCGCAAGAAUUUGGUGAAGAAGUGCGUGGAGCUUUUCUUCGAAAUUGCUGAGAACAAGGAAGACUAUAACAAGUUUUAUGAGGCCUUCUCAAAGAACCUCAAGCUUGGCAUCCAUGAGGAUUCCCAAAACAGGUCUAAGUUUGCUGAACUGCUGCGGUACCAUUCCACCAAGAGCGGUGAUGAGAUGACCAGUUUGAAGGACUAUGUGACCAGAAUGAAGGAAGGCCAGAAUGAUAUUUACUACAUUACUGGUGAGAGCAAGAAGGCUGUUGAGAACUCACCCUUCCUUGAGAAACUGAAGAAGAAGGGCUAUGAGGUUCUUUACAUGGUUGAUGCCAUUGAUGAGUAUUCAAUUGGUCAGCUGAAGGAAUUUGAGGGCAAAAAGCUUGUUUCUGCUACCAAGGAAGGUCUCAAGCUCGAUGAGAGUGAAGAUGAGAAGAAAAAGCAGGAAGAAUUGAAAGAGAAGUUUGAGGGACUGUGCAAGGUCAUCAAGGAUGUGCUAGGAGACAAGGUAGAGAAGGUGGUUGUCUCUGACCGUGUUGUGGACUCUCCCUGCUGCUUAGUCACUGGGGAGUAUGGCUGGACUGCUAAUAUGGAGAGAAUCAUGAAGGCACAAGCACUUAGGGACUCUAGCAUGGCUGGAUACAUGUCUAGCAAGAAGACCAUGGAGAUCAACCCAGAGAAUGCUAUUAUGGAAGAGCUGAGGAAGAGGGCUGAUGCAGACAAGAAUGACAAGUCUGUGAAGGACUUGGUUCUCUUGCUGUUUGAGACUGCCCUCCUCACCUCGGGUUUCAGCCUUGAGGAACCUAACACCUUUGGCAACAGAAUUCACAGGAUGCUGAAGCUUGGGCUGAGCAUUGAUGAGGAUUCUGGAGAUGCAGAUGUUGACAUGCCGGCUUUGGAGGAUCCUGAAGCUGAUGCUGAGGGUAGCAAGAUGGAGGAGGUUGACUAAGUGCAUAGUAGCUUGACUGAUGUUCUAUGGUUCCCCUAGUAUUUCCCUAUUUUUUGUUUUACCCCAUCAACGAACAGUAUGUAUUAGUUCUUAGUGCCAUUUUUUGAGAAUGGCAGUUCAAUGUAGGGUAUAAUUUAUUGGCUCUUUUGGUUUGGCAUUUGUGGUUAAUAUAGUUUUUUUCUUGUUGUCAAA